AGCAGCAAAACAAUCAGUUGUGGAGGCGCUGCGGUCUGUGCUCAACGAAGGAAACCUGGUGAUACGACAAGAAUGACUGUUUCUUUUAUCAUGAAGAACGGUUUUAUUUACAUUCAACUGGUUCUUGUCACCGCACAAGGGAGCACAGACACAGACUGUGUGGCAAAACAUGGAAAUAACUUAAUGUGCAAGUUUCCAGAAAAUAUUAACAGUACACGAAAAGAUUUUGCAGUCUAUUUUUAUCCAGACACAGGGGGUGAAGAGCCCCUUGUGGACUGUGGGUGGAUGGAUGCGAAGUUUGACUGCAUAGAGCAGGAGGGCUUUAAGUGCAAGCAGCCUGUGUCUGACAGUGCAAACAUCACUGUACCUGUCAGGUUUGUAAACAGAACCGGCAGUUACAGGUGCAAAACUGAUGGUAUUCGACUGGAGAACAUGAAUCCUUGUCGUUUUAAUGAAACUCAGGUCCAAGUUUCAGAAAAUAAACUAAACUCAUGGUGUGAGGCGCACUCAGCCUUAGAAGGACGACAGCUGAUUGUGAAUUGUGCAUUUUCCAUCGACGUGGAGAACUUUACUGUGGAAUACAACAAAACUGUUGUUGCCAGCUACACAAAAUCCUUUUGUCAGACCUCAGAUGUCUGUAGCUUUGGUCACAACCCUCAUAGCGCUAUUGUCAAGCUUGACAACCCAGGGAAUCUUCACGGUGAACUACGCUGCCACCCGGAUCAUCCUACACUACAACUUGAGGUCAAAAGUUGUAGUGUAGAUACAAAGAGGGACACUGAAACGUUUCCUACUGUUACUGUGGUAUUGCCAGUCAUUUUUGUGUUGACUGCAUUGUCAGUAGCUGUCGUUGCAGUAAUUCUGAGAAAAAGAUGGAAAGCAAGAAAUAAAGAAAGGAACCAGAAGAAGAACGCCUGGAGAAAACUUCCAAUGUCUGACAAGAGUGAUUGCAGUUCCGCAGAAAUGCCUUGAAAAACUACAAUCACAAUGACUGUACACAUUGCAUAUCUUUUGUCAAAAGUUUGCAGGUGUAUCCUAAUUUCUGUUCUGCAUACUUUGUUGCAUACUUUUGAAUGGACAAACAUCUGAUUGAUGAAGGGAAGAGCUAUGUAAUUAACUGUGCAGUUAGCUUUAGUUGUAGCUAAUGUAAAAUUGUGUGUAAUUGGCUUUUAGUUAUCAGAUUUUCACUUUAUGGAGAAAACACAGUACUGCUAACAUAGUUUGAAUAUCAUUCACUACAAUUAAGCACACCUUUGUAUAGCAUAGCCAUGGUAAUGUGUACAGACUAUACAAAUUCAUAAACCAUGCAGAAUCUGCUGUUUUGAUAAAGUUGUACCUGUUUAGCUUUGUUGCCUUAUUAUCUACCACGAUGUACAGAACAAGCAGAUAAUGUGUAGAAUUUGUUUUUAGCCUGACAUUGCAAGAACUUAAUGGUGUUUCUUAUUUCAUGCAAUUUUUGUGCUUCCUAAUUAGUUGAUUUUUAGUAACUUAUUAGUUCCCUUUCAUGACGUACUUGAAGUUUUCAUAUUAAGGUGAAAACAAAACCCAAGAACUCAGAGAUAAAGAGAAAGAGGAAAUGACCAACUUGUACUAUGUUUAACCCACUAUAGACGCCUUUUAUUUUCGUUUUUCGCAAAAAAUAAUACGCUUACCUAGCCCUAAAGGGUAAAUAAAAAGGCGCUUAACUGAUUUUUAAAAGUCUUGUGGGUCAUUUAUUCAAAGCUUAUAUAAACCUGUACUUUGGGAAUUCAAUGUUGAAGCUAAAUCAAGUGAAAGCCAUGGACAUAUCCCUAAAAGACAAUUAUAGAAAUUUGUACAGCAUCAGAUACCAAUAAAGCAUACUGAACUCUGCAGUUUUUUAUUUACAUAAUUUAUCACUACAAUAAAUGAAGAUAAACAUACGCUUGUGAAAUGAUAAAGGUUCUUGUAACAAUAAUAUACUGCUCUUACAUUCUUACAUCUUAUUUAUAAACACAGAACAGAUGGUAUGAUUUAUUCUCAAGUGAAUAGGAUCCUUCAUAUAUUUGGGGUAGUGCUAUUUUGUCAGAAUGGAUCUUGUGUGAAAUAAAUUAAAACGUGCAACAUAUAAAGAGAAAGAAAAUAUUUUACAAAUUCAACUGAUAUUUUACUUAACUCUUGUAUAUGUUUAAUUAAGCAAUACAUUUGUAAUAAACAAUUUGCUUG
Messenger RNA from Pomacea canaliculata, 2184 nucleotides. RefSeq lists its product as uncharacterized. Lineage: Eukaryota; Metazoa; Mollusca; Gastropoda; Architaenioglossa; Ampullariidae. Bases 73 to 972 code for a protein of 299 amino acids. The record is from RefSeq and is a predicted model, not a curated record. The transcript is spliced from 8 exons.